Molecule: messenger RNA, 2625 nt
Organism: Phaeoacremonium minimum UCRPA7
Lineage: Eukaryota; Fungi; Ascomycota; Sordariomycetes; Togniniales; Togniniaceae
Product: putative transcriptional corepressor cyc8 protein
Exons: 6
Coding region: 1-2625 (874 amino acids)
Biological process (GO): regulation of gene expression
Molecular function (GO): protein binding; RNA polymerase II cis-regulatory region sequence-specific DNA binding; chromatin DNA binding
Source: RefSeq, a predicted model, not a curated record
AUGGGCAUGAUGCAUCAUGGCCCUCCUGGUCCUCCUCCGCCGCCCGGUGUCGCACCUGCUCAGCAGUGGGCCCCGUCUCGCCAGAUCCUCGCUAUGAACGAGGCAGUCUGGGUGCAGAUUGGGAGCUUCUCUGAGCUUCUCGGCAACUUGGACGACGCUAUGGCCGCCUACGAGCACGCCCUUCGCGCUAAUCCGAACUCCAUCCAAGCGAUGAACUCGAUCAGCUUAAUAUUGAGAACUCGUGAGGAAUUUGGCAAGGCAGUCGAUUACUUGCAGGCCAUCCUGAAGAUCGAUGCCACGAAUGGCGAGGCUUGGGGCAGUCUUGGUCACUGCUACCUCAUGAUGGACGACUUGCAGCAAGCAUAUGCUGCAUAUCAGUCGGCUCUCGUCAAUUUGCGUAAUCCAAAGGAGCCCAAGCUUUGGUAUGGCAUCGGCAUCUUGUAUGACCGUUAUGGGUCUCUCGAUCAUGCCGAAGAGGCUUUCUCGCAGGUCAUGCAAAUGCAACCUGAUUUCGAGAAGGCAAACGAGAUCUAUUUCCGUCUGGGUAUAAUCUACAAGCAGCAGCAAAAGUAUAACCAGAGUCUCGAGUGCUUCAAGUACAUUGUGAACUCGCCGCCCCACCCUCUCACCGAGGAGGAUAUCUGGUUCCAGAUCGGCCAUGUACAUGAACAACAGAAAGAUUACGACAGCGCAAAGGCUGCCUAUCAGAAAGUGCUUGAACGUGAUCCCAACCAUGCCAAGGUGCUCCAGCAACUCGGCUGGCUGCAUCAUCAGCAGAGCAACAGCUUCUCCAGCCAGGAGAGAGCUAUCGAGUACCUCGAGAAAUCCGUCGCGGCCGACAACAGUGAUGCCCAGAGCUGGUAUCUGCUUGGACGCUGCUACAUGUCACAGCAGAAGUACCCCAAAGCGUACGAGGCGUACCAACAAGCUGUGUACCGUGAUGGCCGCAACCCUACCUUCUGGUGCUCAAUUGGUGUUCUCUAUUACCAAAUCAACCAGUACCGGGAUGCUCUUGAUGCAUACUCCCGUGCUAUCCGUCUCAACCCCUUCAUCUCCGAGGUUUGGUAUGACCUCGGCACACUGUAUGAGAGUUGCAACAACCAGAUCAACGACGCAUUGGACGCUUAUCAGAGGGCUGCUGAGUUGGAUCCUAACAAUCCUCACAUCAAGGCUAGAUUACAGCUCCUGAGGAAUGGCCAGGCCAAUGGUGUCCAAGCCGGCAAUGCCCCGAUGCCUACCGAUGUCCACCCUCAGGCUUAUCAAGUCCCUGGUGCUGUCGGACCUCCGGGACCUCAAUGGGCCAGCUCGGCUCCUCAACAGCCUCAGCCUCCUAAUGGACCACCUCCAGGACCUGGUGCCAACUGGGGAAGACUCUCAGAUGUCAAUGUUCCUCACCCACCAAACCCAUAUGAUCCAUCGCGUGACCCUCUGGGCCAGCCAGGUCGUGGCCCGCCUCCACCUCUCCCGCGUCAGCCUAGUCCUCGACAGGAGCAGCAAAUGAGACAGAACUCGGAUCAAGGCCGCCCAGGUGCUGGUCGACGAUGGCCCUCUCCCCCGCCGCCAAUGCAUUACGGUCCAGGUCCCGCUCCUCCUCCACCUCAGUCCCAGCAACUGCCAUCAGCGUCUGGCGCCCCUCGUGGACCUGGCUACGGUGGACCUGCCCCUGGACCCGCUCCACUUCCUCCGACCAGUAACGGAGUGAAUGGCCCGCCUCCUCCCAACUCUCUGCCACCUUACCGGAACAAUAGCCCUCGAACCGAGAUCCGGCCCAUUCACGAUAACCGCAUGCCAUCUCCCAAGUCUGCCUAUCCUCAGCAUCAGCCUCCGUAUCCUCCUCAUCCGGAUCCGGCUGGCCCAAGCGGAAUUGAAUCUGGCGCACCGGCUCCGCAAGCCGCUCUGGCUGCCGAGGCUCAUCAGCAUGCUCUGAACAGAGAUGUCCUGAGAGAGCAUGAACGACCGCCUUCCGUCGGUCCCAAGAGAAUGCGUGAGUGGGAAGACGAGCCUGCCGUCAAGAAGCCAGCUUCUGAGGAAAACCGCGCUAGGCUAGAAGACUUGCGCCAUCGACGACCAUCGACACCACCCCGGGACCCGUACCGUCGGGAUUCGUCAGAAAACCGCCGCAUCGAAGAGCAACGCCGAUUGGAUGAGCAACGACGAUUUGAUGAGCAGAGACGGACUGAGGAUAUUCGCCGAGCUGAAGAGCAGCGCCACCCAAACGACAGCUACCACCCUUCUGAGGCUGCGCACCACCCUCCCAGCCACUCAUUGCCUGGUCAGCUGCCGCCGAUGCAGCAGGGACCAUCACCGAUGCAGGGUAUUAUUCGGGAAGGACCACCAGCUGGACCUGCGCCGAAGGACUAUCCGGUUGAGGAUAGACAGAGGAUUGAGCAUUCGGCUCCGCCGCACCCACCGGCCAUUAAUGAGCCGGAGCGUGCUGCAAGGAAGAUGGAUGUGGAUGAUGAUUACGACGACAGCGGGGAGGAUGAGAAGAAGGCCGGAGCGGCUUCAGGUCCCGGUUCUGGACCUGGAUCGCAGUCCGGCGAGAUGAAGAACGGAACUACGCCUGGACCAACCAGUGCUGGGAUCAAUGGGAUGAUGAACGGCCCCAAGGUUGAGAGCUCUUAG